AGCUCAGUCUGCGUAGAAUUGUUGAAGGAGACGGAGUAACUUUGCGUAUUGGUUGAACGGUGUGGAAUUGAUGUUUUGAGUUGAUACAAUUUGAUUAACGUUAUCAGUGGCAUGUUAAGCAGGUGUUUGCUGCAUAAGCAAAUUAUUAUCAAAGGUUUAUGCUCAAUAUGCGAUAGAGAAUUCUGUUGAUAUUUUACUCAAAUUAAAAAGAUGCUCCGCCUAAAGUACCCUUUCGACCCUGUUGGAAAUAUUCAGGCACGCGACAUUCUCGUAUGGAAAACGGAACCCGCUAGUCCCAAUCACAUCCUACUAGCGUCCAACGGAAAUCUGGUAACAGUUUUGGAGCAAACCAACGGCCAGUGGGUUCAGUUAUUCCACUGGGACAUCCCAGCUCCCAUCCUUCAAUGGCAUCAAGCCGACAACCUGCUGCUGGUUAGAGUUGACCACGGUUUACAGGUGUACCGUUUGGAUUUGCCUAACCGGACGUUCAUUUCGCUCGGUGAGAAUGCCGAAAUUGCGAGUCACUGUGAGUUUGGACAGUUUUAUUGGGACAAGCGGGAUACCGGUGCCGUAACCGUCGAUUGGAGUGGCAAGGUGCAGUUCUACAAGCUGGUGGUGGUGGCUGGUCGGACGAGUUGUCCGAUGCGAUGGCUGCGGGAUGACCAUUAUCGGGAACAGUUGGUGGACGGCGUGGAUGGGGUGUUUGUACGGGAGAUUCGGGAGGAGUUGGAGGUGGUUGUGGUGGUGGGACGAACGACGGGGAUAAGUAUUUUUACCUUUGAUGAGAAGUAUUAUUUGGUAAGGUUGAUGGAGUUUGGUGUUGGGGAAUUGAAUGUUAAGGAUUUAGUUUUUGUACCGAACGAUCAGGAGUUUCGAAACAUUAUUUUAGUUGGCGAAAAUAGUACUUUGUUGUAUCACUACCAAGAUGAAGCCUACAGUAGAGUUGGUAAAAGUUUGAAUCAUUUAACAAACCUUACAUCUAAAUUGCUUUUAUCAAAUGCAGGACUAUGUUUUGCAACAACUACCAGAGGAAUGGUAUGUCUUUGUACUGACGCUUGGGAAUCUAUAUUGGACAUUUCUGAUUUGAAACCGGAAGAUCGCUUAGCUCAAGUUCUUUGGGUAUGCAACGACAUGAUCUUUGUCAAGUCCGCAAAAGGAAACAUCUUCGUCACGUCGACUUACUCGAUUGACAACCAGAAAGUAGUGAGUCAACCUGAGUUACCAAAAACCACCAGGAACUACCCUACCGUCGAAUUCCCUCUCAACGAGUCCUUUUCUAACGAACCUCGCGUUCUCUCCCUCGCGGACAUCGUAACGGUCAAGAGCUUUGCCGAGUGCGUCAACGUGAAAACCGGCAAGCUCUGUUUCUCGCUACCCCUGGUGCAGAUCGUCAAUCCCUUGGGUAUGGACAUCGUUCAGCGGCUGGACUACAUUCAACCCGCGCGGAGAUCGCGAGAUCCUCAGGGAAUUUUAGGUUGCGGUUGGAGGCUGGAGUUGAACUGUAUCUGCCUGUUGGCGGAGGUUGCGCACGGUGCCCAUCGGUACGUGUGGAAUCGGAAUGGGGUGGUUCUUCGUUUGGAGGGAUGUGGACAGGGGAGAUUUUCGGUGCAAGGGAUGCCUGAAGCAAAGUUGUUCGUUGAAUACCUUGGCGUGGAGGAGAAGUGGGUUGUGCAAGGGGAUCGAUUCCGGUAUGUUUUUGGAGGGCAAGCUGUUCAGCGGACCGUUCGUCACGCAGAUUACUCCGGGCCUGUCGUUGGAGGUCGGAAUCUUGUGGAGAGAAGUGUGGCUUGGUAUUUGACGGAAGUCUAUUCGGAUCAAUAUGUUCAGCGAUAUUCGUACGAAUUGGAAGAAGUUGAUGUUGAGCAGCAUAGGGUAACUCAUGCAGUUUUGAUCAAGCAAAUGACGGAUUCUUUGGGAACAUGCAUCACAUUUGAGUAUGACAGUAAAAAUUCUGGUGAAUAUCAGAAUUACUUGUUCGAUCACGAGUCAAAUCUUCCUAUUUUACCAUUUUCUACAAAGUUCUUGAACAAACUAAUGGUUGAUUCAAAGCAGUUUAAGAAUUGCUUCCUGUUCAAAUACAUUCUUCGAGAUAACGUUCGUUACUUGCAAACGAUCAAGCAGUUUGAAGAAAUGAUCAGUUUUUGUUAUACCACUUCGAUCUCUGCAGAUAUCCAAUCAAUUUCAAUGAUAAUUCUUCCAGAUAAUAAUACUUACGCUUUCCAAUACGAACCACCAGAUAUAACUCAGAACAUUUCCUCUCCCAUUGAAGUUCCGGUGCAAGAUCAACCAAAGCUGCAUCAAACUUCGCAGAACGUGAUUGUUUCGUACAUCGGAGAACAUCAACUUUGCGUUGAAAUUUACGAUCGUCAAGUCAAGAAACGGCUUAAUUACUUCAAAAUUGGUCACCGCAAACCUCUCACGUACAUCUUGAAGGCAGGCGAAGAUCACGUGGUGGUUUCUUUAGUGUUUGAAAGUGGGACCAAGCAGAUUUCUCAAUUAACCAGAACCGCUGAAGGUCGCUGGGAGCGAAGCCCUAGCGAGAUUUCGAUCAAGGAUGACGAACUGUUCAAAUUUGGAAACGAUUUCGCGGUCAUUUACAACAGGACUUCGCUGAAGGCGAUCUACCGUUGGACAGAGGGGACUUUUGAGUUGUGCAAAAUUCCGAAGGGCUUUGAACAGGUAGAAGACCUAGCCAUCACUACGACAGAUGAUGCCUUCUUAAUGUGCUGCAAUAAGGCAGUUUGGAUGGUUCAGUUUUGUUCGUGGAAGAAUUGCUUCGAGUUUCGUGCCAUUUGUGAACUCGAUCCAAAGUUAAGAAACUUGAACGCCUUCGAUGCCCUGGAUUGCACAGAAUCUGAGCGAAACGUGCUAAAGGAAGCGUUCCUGUCCUCUUCCAUCUACGUGUUUCACAAUGUGAUUGUUGUAGCGGAUUUGCAACGGGAUGAAUCCUGUUUCCACCUUGUAAUUCAACUGUACCAUUUGAACGAAAGUUUGCAGAUCAUCAAAUCUGCAACUUUCAAGCAAUUCAUCACAAGGUUCGAAGAAAAUUUCGAAUUUUUCAACCAGGAGAUUCACGUGGAAUGCUUACUCAUUGAUGGCAAGCUUCAAAUCAAGCUGAAGAACCUACCACGAGGUGUUGCCCCUUCCGAAGAGCAGACCCGUCAGUGCUACGAGAGAUUGCUGGAACUGUUGGGGAAGAAGAUUCGUGCUGGGUUGUUCCAGCUGCAUCAAACUGGUGGAGGAUUCCGGUGUGGCGAUGUUGAGUAUUUGUAUGAUGGGCAGGAAUGGUCUUCCCAAUUUGUAGAACGAUCUUUUCCGAUAGAUGAAAGUCUUACAUUCACUCGUAAUGAUGAAUGCUUCUCUGUUAGGAAUUCAACGGGAAUGAUUUUGUUUGAAGACCAUCUACAGAAGGAAAGUACGAUUCUUAGUGGCAAACACUUCAUAGCAUACCAAACUGAGUGUGAUUCAAGGUAUGUUCUUCUGAAUAGUACUGUUAGUGAUCGCUUAGAGUGUCACUCCUUGCCACGUGGAGAGCAAAUCUUCACCAAAACUGACCACAUGCUCGUUACCUUGAAACCGAGCAACGUAAUCGGAGAUGGUUCGAUUUUAACGUUCCAUAACCUAGCGCUGCAGCAUGAGUUGCUGAACAGCUUGGUAUUGCAGAGAUCUUGUCUAACAAUUGGAGAGGAAUCAUUCCAGAACGUAUAUCAGUAUGCUGAACCGGAGGUAACCGCUGUUGGUCUGAUAUUUCACCGUACAACCAAGAUUCCUCAGCAGGGAUUCGGCUAUGUGCGCUACGAGGACGGCGAUCGCGAGGAAUUUUACAGCGAAUCCAACGAGCAAGUGCUCGUCCGCGAUCACUCCAAAUCCCCUGGAGAAUCAAAAGCACAGAAGAACAUCCUUUACGAUUCGCGAGGGAAGCUGGAGAUCGUGGACUGUUCGCCGUACUGCUGGGAAAAGCAACAGAUUUGCUACUACGGGUUCGAAGAGUACGAGAGACUUCCGGAAGGUUGGGACUUUGGAGAUGUGCAGGUCGUGCGAAAAGGAUUCGCUGGCAGUGGGCAGAGUUUUGGUAGAAUUGGGAAAGGCGGCAGGAUCGUUGGUCACGUGACGCCAAAAGAUUUGUCCGGAAUGUUUAGGUUUGUCUGUUUGGUCCGUCCCAAGGAUCGUCUCGUAGUUGGGGAGAUCUCAUCAGCAGUAACAGCUACGAUUGGUGAGACGCAACUCAGUGGAAGAGUAAUGCGCCGAAACAACAGCGAUUGGUACACGAUCGAGUUGGAGAUCUUUGUUGAGGAAUCCAACGCAACGAUUACAAUUUAUUCGGAUAAACCGCUAGAAAUUGAUCACUUCUGGUUUGCCCCACUCGAUUUCGAGUUCAAAGCAAAGAUUUACGACCCCAUCGACGGCAGCAUUGCCGGGGAAAUUGAUCGUUACGGACGGUCGAAGCGCUUCUUCUACGACCUUUGCCAGAGACAGGCAGUGGCCACCGACUUUGAUGGCAAGCUGGAUUCGUUCGUUGCCUUUGCGGGGAGCAGCACUGAUGGUUUGAGGUUGAAGUUGCAGGUACAACCGAAACGAGGGUUUGUUGAAAGUUUCGAAGGCUUUUCACAAAGGUGGAGGGUAAGAUCCAGUUCCGGGUUGAGUGUUCAACCUUAUCGACUGUUGCAUGUUGGGAAUGACGUUGGGCUGAUUUCGUUGAUUGAAAAUGUACCUGAUAAUGUUGGAAUUGGAUUUGGUUAUUCAUUACACGAAAACUCCAAAUUAGAACUAAAUUUUGCUUCUCAAAACAUUCAUCUACAAAGAUCGUUAGAAGACGUUGAACUUGUUGUAGAUUCUUCCAAUUUCAGCGUUCCAUGUAGUGGAACAAUACUCAUACUUUUCCUUGAAGAUCGAUUGGUCAUAGCCCUUGAUGGUUCUGUUCUACACGAUCAAGUAGCACCUAUCCAACACCCAAACCAGGUUAGCAUUCAACUUUCAGGAACACUCCAACUUGAAAUGCUCCGUCUAGCCAUCGAUCCCCUGAUCCGCGUCCAAUAUAUCGACGCAUCCGACUGCGUGAUCCAGGAGCUCAAGAUCAUCAACGGCUCCGAAGUAGACAUCCAAGAAUCUGUCUACGAUCGCCUUCAUCGACUUGCCUUUCAAACAGUUUGGACACGCUACCAGUGUCCCCCAGCAUCCCCGUUGAUCCGUUACUACGAGGAGUUCAUCGAGAAAUCGAAUCUCUUCGAGGACGGAACCAUGCGCGGUCUAGUCCACGAUCUCAAUCCAGCCUUCUCGGGCUUCCCAUACUAUCGCUACCACUACGAGAACGCUCCAGUUGCGAAGCAACUACAGCGAGAUAUGCCCGGAACAAGCGGUGAUCAACAGAGAACUUCCCGCUGCAAGGUUCCGGGCGUGCUGGAGCGAAUGUACCCUCGCGAGGAAGGUUUCAGCGCGGUUUGUAGGAGUUCGCGUGUCAAGAUCAGCGAUGAUCGCGGCAAUACGGUGGCGCUGUACGAGGAGUUUGCUGGGGCUAAGGCUCGGCUGAGUAGCUUCGCGUACGACGGGGAUGGUAGGAUGAUUGCAAAGUUUGCUCCGCUGUAUCACGAGAGGGUGGAGACUUUGCUGCGGGGGGAUGGUUGGAAGCUGGAUAGGAAUGAUCAGCUUCAGCAGCAGUGGGGAUCGUGGUACGAGUAUGAUCGGGAGGGUAGGCUUGUUGAAGAGCGUGGACCGGAUAAGGGAACUGUGAGGUAUCGUUACGAGGGGAAGUUGCUUGUCGAGAAGCAGCUAGGUUCGGCUACGGUGAGGUAUUCGUAUGAUCGAGGUGGUGAACUUCGUCGUACCAGCUCCGGUGGAAGCAGUAUUGAAUAUUUUGUAGGGAAACAGCUUCACGGUUCUGCAAAUAUGUGUUUAAAGCGUAGAAUUGUGUCUGAAGGUGUAGAGGAAGUCAGCAUUUACGAUUUUGAUGAGAAUCUUCUAGAAAAUACUGUCAAGGUGAAUUCAGUGGUUCCUAAAGAGGUGAUCAUGCGAUUUGAAUACGUCAAGAAGAAGCUGUCUGAGGUCAGGUAUCCAGAAGGAAGUGAUCUUCAUUUGAUCUACUCCUACGAUCCAAGCGGAAGAUUGGUUGGUAUUGGAGAUUCUGGGAAUCCCUACCGAUUUAUUCGCAAUAGCUUCGACGCUAACGGAUUACAAACCAGUCAGAUUCACUGUCAAAGCAAUGGUGAAUCAUUUGCGAGGUUAUUCGCUUACAACAACGCUUUCUAUCCAACAGUCUAUGAAGAUCCGUUUAUGAAGCAGAAAAUAACUUACGGAGAGGAUAGUUAUGGUGGUCUCAACUAUGACUACAAGAAAGUAACAGCUAUCCAAACUGACAAUACGUGGUUAGAUAGAUGUGACCCAGGGGCAGUCGGCUUGAACACGGAAAGUUUUUCAGGGGUUACAAGAUCUGAGAAGGUCUACGACCUGUUGCAAGAGAAAGGAAUCGUUGACAGCGAUGGAAUCGUUACAAAGUCGUUCUAUCCUGACUUGUACCCUGGACUACCCAUGAAUUUGACCUCUGACAAUGCUAUACAGAAAAUUUUGCUGCAUAAAUUCCCCAAAUGUUGUGGCUAUCGCUGUGAUUACGGCAUCGAUAACCAGUUGAUCCGAGCAAAAUAUUUCACAGGAGACGAGAAAGCCCGAAUGCGAGCUCUGACCGUUGAUAGCUUCAACGGCUUAGAAGGUCUAACGUCUAGCUCUAGAGAUCAAAUUUGGCGAAUGCUUGUAAAAUUGGGAGUUAUCAUUGAGGACAACGUGCAAGAUCAUAUCAGAACAUCACAUGGAAAGAAAGGAAGGACUAUGCUCAACGAGGACAUCAAAUGUUUCCUGGAUAAGGGUGAAGAUCUUGGUAUCUAUUACAAUCAAGUUGAGAAUCUUAUCCUGUAUGCAAUCGCCUACAAAAUGGAAAUCACCCGCGAAGUAUUCUUCGACUUUUUCAUGAAGUGGAACAGUCCAAUAAACUCACAAACCUACGAAAAGAAGCUACUAUCAAUCGGUGAUUCAAUCUGGACAAUGCUCUCCACGAAUCGAUUCCUAGACGAUUCCUGCCUGCAAGCACUGUCCCCAUCGUUCCGUGAAGCCUUAUCCAACUACGCACCUCAUUUCCGUUCAAUCGUCCGGAUUCUGCACGAGGCCUUUGCGAUAUCGCUGGGCACCUCCCCAGCGGACGUCGAGUCGUACGAUAUCGACUCCAACGGCAAUCACGGAUGCUUCCGUACGGGAUCGCUAUGGUUCAGCUUGAGCUACUCGCAGUGCGGCAAUCGGCUCGAGUCGGUGACCGUUGAGGAUCCCGUUGAGUGCGGACCGUUCCGUGUCCGGCACGAUGAGCGGGGUAAUGUCGUUGAGGCAAGGCAUAAGGGGAUCGCUGGGAUUGAGUAUGAUAUGUUGGUUAAUCGAGCGAGUAAGGUCAUUCUGGAAGAUGGAAGAACUGUUCAGUUUUGGUACAAUUCUAGAGGUGAACGCGUUUUGAAGCGAGUUGAACACCUUGACGGAUCUGUUACCGAGCGAGUCUACGCCCGAGACGACAAAGGUCGCUGCUUAGUGGAUUACAAUUCCAGCUAUUCGAAACUCGGAGAGCUUCAAGAUCAAGUGACGACAUACUACAUUUACGACGAUCGAAGAUUGGUCGGCUUCAAGCGGGACAACCUGUACUACAACGUCCUAACAGAUCACGAGGGCUCUAUUCGUUUGGUACUCCUCAACGGCCAAGUUAUGGCGGCUUACGACUACAUGCCCUACGGUCAGAUCAUGCGUAAAUACGAGGUAGACGGUCGUAGCGGAACGAUCUUCCGUUUUACCGGUCAGGAGUACGAUGAAGAGCUAAAGCUGUACAACUACCAUGCUCGGCUGUACGAUCCGGAGUUGGGUCGUUUUCUUCAGGUAGACCCGUUAGAGCAGUACGCCAGCCCUUACAAAUACGCCGGAAACUCCCCGUUGGACAUGGUUGAUCCCGACGGACGGUUUGCGUUCCUAAUCCCACUGUCCAUCGUCGGAGGUGCCUACUUGGGAGGACUGAUCUACAACAGCAGUGCCAAACCGUGGGAGUGGGACUGGCACAGCCGGGGAACGUAUCUUAGUAUCGCUGGAGGUGCUGCCACCGGAGGAAUAUUCUCAGGAAUACUCGGCUUAGCCGGAACCGGUCUACUCUUGGGGGCAUAUCUCGGUGGAGCCAGCGCGGAAGACAGUUGGUUCCCGCGCGAUUGGAAGUGGGACAAAUCAACCUGGUUCGGAAUCUUCGCUGGAGGUGCCUCAGGAGUGCUUCUCCCUAACUCUUGGGCCUCCCUGGUGAAAUCGACCAGCGCAACCCAGAGCACGCUGGCUAUGGCGAUCUUCGGAGGUGUUGUGUACGCCGGCGGUAAUUACGCGCUAAACUGGCGAAAGUUCAAAAGUCCGAACCCCCUAGAUUGGGACUGGAGCCACCCGGGAAUCUACUACCGAAUGUUUGCCGGGCUCACCAUGUCUAUCAAUGUGGCGAACAGUGCGUUUACGUUUGUAAACCUGCUCGAUCAGAUGACGGAUUGCGUGAACGUUUUUGGGGUGCUAGAAACGGCCAAGGAUUCUGCAGUUGUGGACGUGGAGCUUUCGCUGGAAGCGUUGGCUCAGAAUCGAGCACUUUUAGAGCAAGCUUUUCCGCAUGCUAUCAAAGCGUUGACGUUCUUUGUUGCCUUUAUGAAGUAGAUAGGAUAUUUCAUCCUUCUAACUUCAUUUUCAUCACUUUUGAGUUAAUGAUUCGGUAUAGUUCAAAACCAUGCGAACUUGCAGAAAAAUCUUUACAUAUGCACCACCGUCAUCUGGGGAGAAACGGGGCUACAGUUUGAAUUAGAACAGCGAUUUUUUAGAGCACUUAAAUGUUUGAAAUACCGUCAUCUGGGGU
This is a messenger RNA of Culex quinquefasciatus (southern house mosquito), 8890 nucleotides long. RefSeq lists its product as uncharacterized. The record is from RefSeq and is a predicted model, not a curated record. The transcript is spliced from 3 exons. The coding region runs from base 211 to 8694 and encodes 2827 amino acids. Lineage: Eukaryota; Metazoa; Arthropoda; Insecta; Diptera; Culicidae.